Juglans microcarpa x Juglans regia is the source of this 1370-nucleotide messenger RNA. Its product is annotated as probable cinnamyl alcohol dehydrogenase 6. The coding region runs from base 56 to 1141 and encodes 361 amino acids. The transcript has 6 exons. Gene Ontology annotation, biological process: lignin biosynthetic process. The record is from RefSeq and is a predicted model, not a curated record. Lineage: Eukaryota; Viridiplantae; Streptophyta; Magnoliopsida; Fagales; Juglandaceae. Gene Ontology annotation, molecular function: cinnamyl-alcohol dehydrogenase activity; zinc ion binding.
AGCCGAACUCGUCUCUGUGCGUGUCUCUAUCUCUCUCCUUUCUCUGUUAUCAGUCAUGGCUCAAACUACGCCAAACCACACACAAAAAGUGUCCGGCUGGGCAGCUCACGAUUCCUCCGGCAAGAUCACCCCUUACAUCUUCACCCGAAGAGAAAACGGCAUAAACGAUGUGACCAUACGGAUAUUGUACUGCGGGAUUUGCCACACUGAUCUCCACCAAGCUCGGAAUGACUGGGGCAUCACCAUGUAUCCUAUCGUCCCUGGGCAUGAGAUUACAGGGGUGAUCACCAAGGUGGGAAGCAACGUAAAGAGGUUCAAGGAAGGAGAUCGAGUUGGGGUAGGGUGCUUGGCCGCGUCGUGUUUGGAGUGUGAGUUUUGCAUCAACUCUCAGGAGAACUACUGCGACCAGAUGCAGUUUUCAUAUAAUGGCAUCUUCUGGGAUGGUAGUAUCACUUAUGGUGGCUACUCCAAAAUGCUAGUAGCAGAUCACAGGUAUGUGGUGCACAUUCCGGGAAAUCUGCCCAUGGACGCAGCAGCACCGCUUCUAUGUGCCGGAAUAACCAUAUUCAGCCCCAUGAAAGAAAAUAAUAUGGUAGCGUCGCCGGGGAAAAAGAUGGGUAUAGUCGGUCUGGGAGGCCUUGGACAUGUGGCUGUCAAAUUUGGCAAAGCAUUUGGUCACCAUGUCACCGUCAUCAGCACCUCUCCAUCCAAGGAAAAAGAGGCUAAACUGCAUUUGGGCGCAGAUAACUUUAUACUGAGCACCAGCGCCGAACAAAUGCAGGAAGCUCGGAAGACCCUAGACUUUAUUAUAGAUACAGUAUCAGGAAACCACUCUCUGGGUCCCAUCCUGGAAUUGCUCAAAGUGAAUGGGACAUUGGCACUUGUGGGUGCACCAGAUAAACCCUACGAAAUACCUUCUUUUCCUUUGCUUUUUGGAAAGAGAACAGUAAAGGGCAGUGUUAUAGGAGGAAUGACAGAUACACAAGAGAUGAUGGAUGUUUGCGGGAAACAAAACAUUACGUGUGACAUCGAACUUAUCACACCCGACCAAAUCAACGAGGCGAUGGAACGCCUCGCUAAGAAUGAUGUUCGCUAUCGUUUUGUCAUUGACAUUGCCACAGACUCAUCUAAUAAGCUUUAACAAGGGUACGUAUAACGUAGUAGGACUUGGAAGCAUUGGCUGAUGCUGAUCCCCUGAUCUGUUCACUUGUGUUCUUGUUCUGUAUAAUAAUAGAGUAGGUGAGUCCGUCGAGAGUCAAGCGACUCAAUUAGCAUGUGUACGUUUCAAAGUUCAAGCACGUCCCAAAUGAAUAAUACUCUCUCGAUCGAUCUCAACCUCAAAUAAUAAAGGCUAAAUUACUUUUCAGAUA